AUGGAAGGUGGUGAUAAGAGUCCUUAUCGUAUAUUGAACAAAACGCUGCGCUCUGAAAAUCGCCGAGAAGCUGCACCUUGGUUUGGGUUCCUUAAAUUAUUUGAUACAGGCCUCUCUAAAUGGCCAACCGUCCAAGAAUGUGUUUGGCGAGGUGCUCAUGGAGAUAUUAGUCAACAAUUUAAAGAAGGUGAUAAAUUAACAUGGUGGAGUAUAAAUUAUUGUUCGAUAUCUUUGAAAGUCGUGCAAGAUUUUCUCGGAUCAGAAGAGAACACCACUCUUUUAAUGAUUGAAGCAGAGAAUGCCAAAGAUAUCAGUGGUUAUACAAAUUUUCCUGAUGGAAAGGAAGUCUUACUACACCCAGGAACUCAACUACGUGUGAAAAGCAAUGCUUUGCAUCAUAAAGGUGGUUCGGACGUUGUUCACUUGGCUGAAGUAUAUGACAGUCAUGAAGUACAACUGCCAAAUGCUAUGGCUGCUCUGAAAUUAUCAUCAAAAGCAGAUAACAAAAACGCUAUCGGUAAGUGCAAAAUACAUUUCUUCAUUAACACGCUUUUAUUUGAUGAGAAUAUAUUGAGAUAAUUCUAUAUGUACUAUGUUUCUCAUGAAUUUUUGGCAUAAAUUUUUUUUUAUGUUGAAGAUACUAAACCAUCGAAAUCGGCAUUUACUUCAAAGUCAAUGACACAAACAACCAAGAAAAAAUCAUCAUAUGGUGUGAGUCUGGUAUUAUUUCUGUAGAAACAAGCCUCUAACUUCGUAGUGACAUUCAAAGUUAGAUGAGUGUCAUAUUAUAUGACUGAAUUUUCAUUAAAAUAUAUUCUGAAGUUAUUUUUUUUGUAACUUUUUCCAAAAGCAUUCAGAGGGUGUGGGUAUGAGUCUGGGUAUACUUAUUCUCAUCACACCCACACCCACCCCUGAUGCAUCAUCGGCAUCCAAACAGAUAAGAAUUUCUGAAAACAUGUUUAAAAGCUCCAAACGCGAUUCAUGUUUGAGCGUUUUCGUAUCCAUCACCCAACUUGCGAUCACAAAGACUAUUAUCCGACAGCAUGACAGCUGCGAGUACAGAUUCAUUCUUCACUCUCGGUGCGAACGAGUACUCCGUACUGUUGUCGAUUACUGUAAACGCAAAAGUCGCGUUACUGUAUCGUCUGAAGAUAGAGCAAAAUGCAGGAGUACAUUCUUUGUGAUGCACAACAUAUAUAAAUGAUUUUGGCUAAUAUCCAGCGUCCUACAGGAAAUUUUGAACACCAGCGUCGCUUCAACAAGACAACUGUGAAAAUUUGUUUCAAUUAGAAGAUUCGAUAUGUGAAUGUGUGCAGAUUUAUUGCCAUCAUAUCAACAUAGACGAAAAGCAGUGAUUAUUCAUCAUCUUGCACAGGCUGAAGGAAUAAUUCCUGUAUUCUGUCAGGUUCAUCAUUUGUUAAACAUCAAGGGAAAAUGGAUUGUCAUUGUCGAAAGAUAAAAUACUGUAUUAUUCAAUGAUCAAUUAUGGACAUAUGAAAUUGAGUUUACAGGAAUGAUGGUCAAAAUAGACGUAGAGCAAUGCUUGGAUAUUUUACCACAUUGUCUUGAUACUUUUCUAGUUGAACAAGCACAUUGCAUAAAUAUAUUAACUCGUUCAAAACCAUAGCAAAAAAGUUCUUCUUUCUGAUAUUCAUACGGAAUGAAAAGAGAUUUAGUUUGAUAUGUACUAUAGGAAAAAUUUGUUAUUUAUAUCCAAAACAUUUGACAGUUAUUCUUUUUCUUUUGUUUAUAUAACACUUGUUCGUAUUUAGUGUAAGAAGAGAAAGUAAAUGCACUACAUUUUUCUUUAUUAUUAUAGGAGGAUUUUUUUCUUUCAAUAGAUUAUAAUGAUUAAAGAUAAAUUAUCAACAUAAAUAUGGCACAAGCAAAUGAUGAUACUUCUCAUUUACUAAUCAAAUUCAAGAAUCAAGGUGAUAAUCGAAGUCAAGAAGAGUCCUUGGUCGAAGAAUACUAUAUAUAUAAACGGGCAGUAAUAUGACCGAAUGUUCUAUAGAAUAGGAUGCAAAAACGGCCGUUUACAGUAAAAUUACGGGUAAUUUGCUGUGAUCCGUAACAAUCGACCUGGGCGUAUUAACAGUUAUUAAUAUAUCCACUAACAGUUCGAUUGGAUAUAUAUGAAUGUGGUACACAGACGAACUAAUGUAAGCUCAACUUCUCCACCAAUUGUGAGACUCUUAGUUGUUGUUGUAUAUAGUUUAAAAUUAGGUAGACCUGUUACAUGUAAAAUGGGGAUGGUAUCUCCAUUGAAUAUGAGUUCGCGUAUAAAAACGACUUCCAGGUCGAUCAAAACAGAUCAUUGUAAGAACCCGUAACGUUAUCCGUAAGCAAGUGUUUAUGCAACGUGUUCUACCAUAUACGGUCGUUUGAGGUCCUCUUUCUUCGACCUGGGUUACCCUAUUUUUGUUGUACGAAUAUUCGAAUCAUAAAUACAUUGAAUAAUGUUUUAUUUCGAUUAAUGAAAAUAUAACACAGUAAUAAACAAUAAUAAUCAAGAAAAGAAGAUAAUAAUAAUCAGAAAGAGAAAAAAACAAUUACGCAAUAAUAGUAAAUCAAUCAUGAGUAAAUUGUAGCCUACAAAUUGCAUAAUAGAUGAAAGAGAAUCAAAGAAACAAUAAAAAUAAAGAAAACGUUUAGCGUCAACUAAUAAAUGUAUGCAUUAUAGAAAAAAUUCUUUUGUAAUGAUUAAAUCGUUUGAAUAGAAGUAUUAUGUUAUAGUUCAUGAUUAACCAAACAAUAUUGAGUUUAUUUUUGUUUCGAAUAGUUUCCAAGUGAAAAAGAUCAAAAUUCCUGCGAACAAUAAAAACUGUAGAAUGCUUUCAAAAGGGGAACAUGCGUAUCUCAUCGCAUAUGUACUGUUAUAGAGCAUAAUUAUAAGCUCAUCUAGAUGGCGAUAACGUUCUUGCAGUUUGGUCAACAAGGCUGUUGUCGAUUCAUCACUUACUGCAAUAAUUUCUCGAUUUUCAAUACGUGCAUGUAUGGGUAUUGCAAUAAACAUAUUGACCUGUUUUCGUAGAUAUCGAUCAGGUACUUUUACCAUGCGUUCAUGAAUGAUAGAACCAUUUAUUCGAUGAAUAUGCCAAUUGUAACAAUGAAUUAUCAGAUAAAUAAUCGAAAUGACAAUCGGUGCAACCCCUAGGACCUUGUUUUCGGUUAAAUAAUGGUAGCAUACAAAUGAUCCGAUAAUGAGUAUGAGGAAAACGAAAGCUAAAAGAAAGGAAUGUCCUCCGCGCAUGCAUCGCUUCUUUUUUAGUGGUAUCAGUUUCGAAAUCAUUAUAUCGUUUAACAGCAAAGUUGUACCGACUUGCGUAGUCCGAGCGAAUAUAAAUAGUAUACCCUGUUUCUCGAAUUUCGCCAAAAUCUAUCUUGAGCUUCGCCUGUCUGAUUUUCAAGGCCAACAAGUCAUCAUUGGUGUCACUCAUUGUCGGCACGUGCUGAUUUUUUAUGAUAUUCACAGAUAGAUUAUUUGCUAGAAACGACAAAAUGUUUUCAUAAAUAUUUAUCUAUUUUCAUUCUUUCCUAAAAACUCUCAGAUCGAAAUAACAUAGACAAGAAUCCAUUCUGUAAUCUACGAUGACAGCUACUUUUUACUCUACUUUUUGUCCUAAUAAAACAUCUGAUUUACCCUGUUACUGUUCGUGCGAUUAAGUGAUACGUGACAUCCUAAUGCACACAACAUCGAAAAGCUAUAUUUAAAAUAAUAAUAUGAGUCUUUCAAAAAUGCAACUAAAACUGGGAAUCCAGUAUAACAAAGAUUAAAACUAACGACGUCAGGUUCUUACAGAUUAAUGUAAGUGAGCAGUCUUAAAAAUGUCUCGAUUAUUGGUAUCUGAAAUAAACCACACACGGCCUUUUUAGUUGUUUACAAUAGUAUAUUAUCGCUCAAGUGAAGUCUAUCCUUUUAAGUACUGUCUCUUGGUAAAUGCGCCAGACUAAUCGAAAACUUCUAUGAAACUUGAGUUAAAAAAAUGAUCUUCUCGCCUCUAUGAGACGUGCCUUACAAAUGUCGUAGACGUGCGUAAAGAAACCUUCUGCGAUCGUACUUUAUGAUGUAGACGGAAGAACCUUUCUGAUUUUGAGAUUGUAGGGUAUCUGCUGCAUCCACUACAUCAUUACUAUACAUCCUCAAGUAAUAAUCAACGUGUCACUAAAUAUAGUGAUAGCUACUUGAAAAUUUAUUUUGAAUUUGUCAUUGAUUUAUUAAUAUGAUCGAGGAGUACUUUCGUGUAACCGAAAUAUGAAAAGGAUAUUUUAUGUCGCUAAGGAAAACAUAUUCCCUAUCGUAUCCUUUUGGUAUCAUGGCACAAAUCUAAUACAAAGCGAUUUAAUGGGCACGCUUUUAAUAUUAUAUUUUAGCACACACAAUAACUAAUGUAUGAAUCAAAAUCCAUGGAUACCGAUGAAGUACCUGAGUUAGUACUUGAUCUGUAUAAAAUUUGAACAUAUUUCCAAGUAAUCCCCCCCCCCCC
Molecule: messenger RNA, 4487 nt
Organism: Rotaria sp. Silwood1
Lineage: Eukaryota; Metazoa; Rotifera; Eurotatoria; Philodinida; Philodinidae
Source: the annotation of a GenBank genome assembly